Sclerotinia borealis F-4128 is the source of this 1401-nucleotide messenger RNA. The record is from the annotation of a GenBank genome assembly. Lineage: Eukaryota; Fungi; Ascomycota; Leotiomycetes; Helotiales; Sclerotiniaceae.
AUGGGUAUCGACGCCGGUUUUGAUAUGGUUCCCCGCCUAUCUGAAAGUGCAGUGGAUAGGAAGAGUUGGCAAUUUUUAAUUGAAUUAAUCAAGAAACAAUACGAGAGUGACGGCCUGGUAGAGGUUAGACAUAAUUACAUCGUCUUUAAAGCAGGCGAGCAUCCCAGGCUUCCAUUUGAAGGCCACAAAUUGUUACGAUUCAGCUCAAAAAUCUCAGGCCGCUGUGCUGGCGGGGUCAAGGAUUACAUCGAUACAGUGACCCAGGUUGCAAAGCUCCUUUUUGGAUCUCGUGUCCGUAAAUGGAGUGAGAAUUUUGAUGAAACAGAAUUCUACAACUGGCAAGUUGUGCAUGAAUCGUUCAGGUCCUAUGAGCAGCCUGGGGAACUAAACAUCCCGACAACGACUGCUAAGUACUUGUCUGAGAACCAUUCAACGAUUGGGCUGGACACGAAGCUCUUCAGCAUCGAGCAAGUUCCAGGAAAAGGAAAGGGUUUGGUAGCUCGCUUCAAUAUCGAUACCGGAACACGAAUUGUUUCUGAGAAACCUCUUUUCACAAUUACAAACCUGUCACCAAUAAGCCUACUAGAAAGUACAAUUGUUGCCAAACUGAAAGAAUUGUCAAAACCCGAACAACGAGAAUUCCUCUCCCUCCACAACAAUCUCCCCGGAAAAUACCCCUUCAGCGGCAUCGUCAAGACCAACGCUCUGCCCUGCGGCCCCGACUCUAUCGUUGGCGGUAUCUACCCUACUAUCUGCCUCAUCAACCACGAGUGUACCCCCAAUGCCAACCAGAGCUGGAAUCAAAAUCUCAACCGUGAAACCAUCCACGCAAUCCGUCCCAUCAAAGCCGGCGAAGAAAUAACCAUCUCUUACGAUACCGGCAAUGAGACCAGCACCCGACAAGCCCAUCUCAAAAGCUCUUUCGGCUUCAAUUGUACCUGCACUCUCUGUAGCUUCCCUCAACUCGAUAUCCAAGCGAGCGAUACCCGUCGUCGAAACAUCGAGCUUCUGGAUAAAGCCAUUGGAGAUGCAGGACGAGUGAUGAUGCAGCCCGAGAAAAGUCUAGCAGAUUGUCACAGUUUGCUACGACUUAUCGAGGAUGAGUAUAAGGGUGCAGCGAGUGUAUUGGUGGCGAGCGUUUAUUAUGAUGCUUUUCAGAUUAGUGUCACGCAUGGUGAUCAGGCGAGAGCAAGCAUUUUUGCGGAGAGAGGAUAUAAAAGGAAGGUUGUGUGUGAGGGGGAGGAUAAUCCUGAGACGGGGAGAAUGAAGGGUUUUAUGGAGAGGCCGGCGAUGCAUAGGAAUUUUGGGGCGUCGAGUAGGUGGAAGACUUUGAAGGGGUUGGUGCCUAAGGGGUUGGAUGAAGAAGAGUUUGAGAGGUGGUUGUGGAGGGAGGGGAGAUAG